ACGCGGCUGGUGUUUAAAAUCAUUCAAGUCUGGACAACACGCGAUAUCUUGGGUUGCCAAGUCAGCAAAGAUGGAUCAUAAGAAAGCGACCACAGCGCCCCUGACGGCGGAUAGCGGAACCCUAACACCAGCCGGCGCGGAGGCAGCGCCUCUGGCGGACAGCGGGGGAGACGUGCCAGACGGCGAUGGGUACUUCAGCAGUUACGAGAACUUCGAGGUGCACCGCCUGAUGGUGUGCGACAAGCCUCGUACCGAAGCCUACCGUAGCGCUAUCCUAGGCAGUGCCGAGGUCUUCAAGGACAAGGUGGUGCUGGACAUCGGCGCUGGGACAGGCGUGCUGUCUCUGUUCGCCGCGCAGGCCGGGGCCCGGCGCGUGUACGCGGUCGAGGCGUCCGCCUUCCACGUGCUGGCCCGCCGCACGGCCGAGCAGAACGGCCUGGCCGACCGGAUCCGGGUGGUGCAUGGCCGCGUGGAGGACGUCCAGCUGCCGGAGAAGGUCGACGUCAUCGUCUCGGAGUGGAUGGGCUUCUACCUGCUGCACGAGUCGAUGCUUGACUCGGUCAUUGUCGGCAGGGACAGGUUCCUGAAGCCGGAUGGCCUCAUGUUCCCGGACGUGGCACGGCUGUACGCCUGCCCGUCCACGCUCGACUCGUUCUACUGUGAACAGCUCGCCUGCUGGCGCCGCCCGUACGAGCUGGACAUGAGCCCCGUGGCCGAGGCGGCCAGGCUCAGCAUGCAGAGCGCCCCUCAGGUGCUGCAGACCCACCCGGAGGAGCUGCUGGCCGAGCCGGAGCUGGUCCACGAGUUGUACCUGCAGUACGUCAGCGCCGAGGAGCUGGAGACGCUGAGCUGCCGGCGCUUCGUGACGGUGACGCGGUCCGGCCCGUACCGCGGCCUCUGCCUCUGGUUCAGCUGCCAGUUCCCGGGCGGCGGUGGCGCGCUGGAUACGGGGCCACGUGCGCCCGUCACCCACUGGAAGCAGACGGCCGUUGUCCUGCCGACCGACUACCCGCUGCAGGCGGACGAGGUGGUCGGCUUCGAGCUGACCCUGUGCCGCGCGCCGGACCAGCCGCGCCGCUACAGCCUCGCGCUCGCCAUGCUUGACGACGACGAGCCUCACCCGGUGCCGUGCUCGUGCGCGGUCGGCCGGUGCCGCCUCAUCAAAGCGCUGAUGGACCAGGAGGACGCCGAGCUGGAGCGCCACCUAGGCCGCACGCUGCGGUACCGGCGCGUCCACAUCGCCGGAGACGGGGGUGGCAUCUUCCAGAAAGGCCGGGCCGUCGUCUCGCGCGCGCCGCUCCCUGAAUAA
Messenger RNA from Pollicipes pollicipes, 1309 nucleotides. RefSeq names its product Arginine methyltransferase 8 (gene Art8). The record is from RefSeq and is a predicted model, not a curated record. The transcript has 7 exons. NCBI's taxonomy places the organism in Eukaryota, Metazoa, Arthropoda, Thecostraca, Pollicipedomorpha, Pollicipedidae. Bases 71 to 1309 code for a protein of 412 amino acids. Gene Ontology annotation, cellular component: nucleus. Gene Ontology annotation, molecular function: protein-arginine omega-N monomethyltransferase activity; protein-arginine omega-N asymmetric methyltransferase activity; histone methyltransferase activity. Gene Ontology annotation, biological process: chromatin remodeling; peptidyl-arginine methylation, to asymmetrical-dimethyl arginine.